AAGGUGGAGACCCGGCAAAUGGGCUGCACCUGGGCGGGCCAGCGCAUGGGGGCCAGUACCCAGAGGCUCCCGAGAGUGGCGCGGGGACGGGGAGGGGCAGGGCGAGCUGGUUCCCCGCGUGGAGGCGCGGGAAGAUCUGAGUUGAGACCGCGUGGUGUAGUGGUUAAGCUACCUCACGUGUGGAGGGAAGGCGGGAAGCCAGCAAAUAAAGAGGAAAAACGGAGCGAUGCUGAUCUCAGGACAAACGACUGGACCUUCUUAGCCCUGGCGGAGCCACGGAGGGCCAGGCAAAAGCUCGUCAAAGCUGACUCGUCUUGAGUGGCCGGCCCCGGCUUCCCUUCCACACACCGCAGCUACUUAUAGAGCCAGACCCUCAGCUUCUGCUCAGCUCCAGACACACACAGCUUCUCCAGGCAGCACUGCCUCAGAACAGAGAUUACUUCUCUAGCUCACUUGGACAAUGUCACUUGGUGGAGAAGGACUGUGAGAUCGUGGCUAGAAGCCAGGUUGUAGCCACCUGCCUGCCACUGCCCAGCUGAGUGGCAGCCCAGAGCCCAGGAGCAGCACGUGGCCAUAGGCCACAGACACGGCGAAGAUAUGAGUGUGGUGGUGAGCACCUCUGCUCCCCUGCUCCCAGCCUCAGACACAAACACUGUCACAUCUACCUUCUCCCUUGUGGACUAUGUAGUGUUUGUGCUGCUGCUGGUUCUCUCCCUUGCUAUUGGGCUCUACCAUGCCUUUCGUGGCUGGGGCCGGCAUACUGUUGGCCAACUGCUCAUGGCAGACCGAAAAAUGAGCUGUCUUCCUGUGGCUCUGUCUCUGCUGGCCACCUUCCAAUCAGCCGUGGCCAUCUUGGGUGUGCCGUCCGAGAUCUACCGAUUUGGGACCCAGUAUUGGUUCCUGGGCUGCUGCUAUUUUCUGGGCCUGCUGAUUCCUGCACACGUCUUCAUCCCUGUCUUCUACCGCCUGCAUCUCACCAGUGCCUAUGAGUACCUGGAGCUCCGAUUCAAUAAAGCUGUGCGGGUUUGUGGGACCUUGACCUUCAUCUUUCAGAUGGUGAUCUACAUGGGAGUCGUGCUCUAUGCACCAUCAUUGGCCCUCAAUGCAGUGACUGGCUUUGACUUGUGGCUGUCAGUGCUGACCCUAGGCAUUGUUUGUACUGUCUAUACUGCUCUGGGCGGGCUGAAGGCAGUCAUCUGGACAGACGUGUUCCAGACGCUGGUCAUGUUCCUAGGGCAGCUGGUGGUUAUCAUUGUGGGGUCAGCCAAGGUGGGCGGCUUGAGGCAUGUGUGGGAAGUGGCUUCCCAGCAUGGCCGCAUCUCUGGGAUCGUGUAAGUACACCCCUUCCCCUGGCUGGGGUCUAUAGUGCCUGGGGGCCGAGCCCAUCCUAGAACCUGAACUCAGGGCUGCAGUAAACAGGACAAGCUGUGGAAGCCUUAGGGGCAGCAGUGAGACAGGUGGGAAGCUGGCACUGCAGAGAUGGAGGGUGAUCACAGGGAUCUGGCUGGUGGGUAAGGAGGGUCAAGAUGUUUUUAGUACCUGGCAUGAGGCUGUGGGUUGGAGGGAUAGAACCCUUCCUCCAUCUUGCUGUGCUGUUUCUUGUGUCCACCCAGUUCUUUUUU
This is a messenger RNA of Leptonychotes weddellii (Weddell seal), 1622 nucleotides long. NCBI's taxonomy places the organism in Eukaryota, Metazoa, Chordata, Mammalia, Carnivora, Phocidae. The record is from RefSeq and is a predicted model, not a curated record.